UAGUGUCUUCUCUCAUUACCUACAGCAGAAAAGGCAUGAGUAAAAGCCAGCUGACUUGCCCCUCCAAUCUCUCUUACUCUCUCUCCCCAAUUCACUAGCCAUUCUCAACCUGGUAGCAGCACCAAUAGUGCUGCUUAAGGACCUACAAACAGCAAGAAAGGGUAUUGCUGAUCACCCCAGAGGUUUCUGGGUCAUCCUGUGUUAUCUCCCAUUUCCCAAUGAAAGGAGAGGCAGCAACAUGUGUGGUUGGUGAAUUUGAACAAAGCCGGCCUCGCCCCUCCGUUCCCUCCCUCCAAUGACUGGAAGGGAAAAAGACGGCUGCCGAGCAGGCAGGCUCCGCCCAGGAAGAGACGAGAAGCUGCGUCUGGAUGCCCGCCCGUCUGGCGCAGGUUGAUGAGACAAUCUGGAGGAGGCGGAACAAAGAGAGGAGGAAGCCGAAGCAGGUUGUGAGGCCAUUCCAGCUGUUCUUCCAUCAUGGGGGAAAGAAAAGGAGUAAAUAAAUAUUACCCACCUGAUUUUGAUCCAGCCAAGCAUGGCUCACUUAAUAAGUACCGCAACAGCCAUCCUCUGCGGGAAAGAGCCCGUAAACUCUCCCAGGGCAUCCUCAUCAUCAGGUUUGAGAUGCCUUACAACAUCUGGUGUGAUGGCUGCCAGAACCAUAUCGGCAUGGGUGUUCGCUACAAUGCUGAGAAGAAGAAGGUUGGCAAUUAUUACACAACCCCCAUCUACAGGUUCCGAAUGAAGUGUCACCUUUGCCCCAACCGCAUUGAGAUGCAGACAGACCCUGCCAACUGUGAUUAUGUUCUUGUCAGUGGUGCCCGGCGCAAGGAAGAGCGCUGGGAUGUGGAAGCCAAUGAGCAGAUAGUGGCCACAGCCCACGAGGAGAAGCAGAAGCUGGAGACAGAUGCCAUGUAUCGAUUGGAGCAUGGUUCAAAGGAUCAGAGCAAGCUCCAGCGAGCCCUCCCCACCCUGCAGAACAUCCAGGAGGCUCAGAGUGCCUGGAAAGAUGACUUUGCCCUCAACAGCCUCCUUCGCCGGAAAUUCAGGGAAGAAAAGAAAGUCCUACAAGAGGAGGAGGAGAAAGAUCUCGCAUUGCAGUCAAAAGCAAGCCUGAGCAUCCCACUUGUGCGAGAAUCUGAUGAAGACCGGCAUCUGGCAGCACUACUCAAGUAUCAGAGCCUUGGCUCUUAUGAAGACAAACAGAAGCAAAAACGCAGUGAGAUUGUUGACCGCCCAUGGUUCUCGUCUGCCCAGAUCUCAAGCCCCAAAGCCAAUGACACCCUGAAAAAGCUGGCAUUCUCUACAAAAUCCCUAGCUGGCAAGUUACCCAUCGCUAUGAACAACCUGGGUGUUGUGCGUCGGAAAUCCAGGGAUAGAGAACAAGCUUCAGCUGAGGAGGAUAAUGAGAUAUCAGAUCCCACAUUACAAGUUAACAGGCAGGACCAGGACAGUGAAGCAAGUAGAGAGACCCUUGACUGUCCCACGAGGCCUGAGGUGGGCUCCCAAAAGGCUGAAGGAAGCCCCGCAUCUCAUUUUGCUGCCUCUCUUGUUGGAGAUUAUUCAGACUCUGCAUCUGAUCCUGAAGCUGAACUAUGAACAGAGCUUUGUGGCUCUGGGAUAGAAAGAAAGUGGAUGGACUUGGUAGGCAAAGUGCACUGUUUUUUUUCAAACCAACAAGAGACUGUACUGUCUGCAGUUAUUGUGCCAAUCAGUUGGAUGCCUGAACAGGUAUAGGGGGGAUGUGUGUGUGCAUGUGUUCCCUUGGGAAUUUCAUUUUGCUGCCUUUUCUUGGACUGUUUGCAUCUCUGCCCCUGGUUAUUUAAGUAUGAUCCCUUCCCUAUUUACUCCAGCAUGCCAUAAAAUAAACACAGCUAUCCCCAUAA
Molecule: messenger RNA, 1883 nt
Organism: Rhineura floridana
Lineage: Eukaryota; Metazoa; Chordata; Lepidosauria; Squamata; Rhineuridae
Gene: YJU2B
Product: YJU2 splicing factor homolog B
Exons: 11
Coding region: 475-1596 (373 amino acids)
Biological process (GO): mRNA splicing, via spliceosome
Cellular component (GO): post-mRNA release spliceosomal complex; U2-type spliceosomal complex
Source: RefSeq, a predicted model, not a curated record